CACUUGAACCUAAAAAAGAAAAGUCCACCGUGCAACGAAUAACACUUAUAUUAACGCAACAUUUACAAAGAUAAAAUCGCGACCAACAAGGAACGGGCAGCGAAAACGCGAGGAAGCUUCACGGAAAUAUGGCUGAAGUCGAAGAGACGCUGAAAAGGAUUCAGGCACACAAAGGUGUUAUUGGGACAAUAGUUGUAAAUGCCGAAGGAAUUCCCAUUAGGACGACCCUGGACAGUUCCACCACGGUGCAAUAUGCAGGACUACUUCAUCAACUCACCAUGAAAGCCAGGAGCACGGUCAGGGACAUAGAUCCUCAAAAUGAUCUGACCUUCCUACGCAUCAGGUCCAAGAAGCAUGAGAUCAUGGUUGCACCAGACAAAGAAUAUCUACUGAUUGUCAUUCAGAACCCAAGUGAAUAGUAUUCCAGAUUUUGAUUCUAUUUGCGUCUAUGGUCUCCUGCAAAACCACACUCCAGUUUAGCCACUGUGCUGCACCUCUGUUGUCCCCCGUACCACUCCUAGAGCCUGCCUCUGGACUGCAUAACCUAUAUUACACAUUAUAUUAAAUAUUAGCCAUGGGCCUCGCUUCCGCAGAUGUAUAUUCUAUUAUGUGAUAUUCAUAGAAAUAAUUUAUAAUUAUUGUGUAGCUCUCAAGUCUUGUGUUCUGUAUUAUGUCAUUGUACCUCACGCAGUGAUGGAUGCUGUCCUGCUAAAAGGGUUUAAUGCACACCUGAAGUAUAUGUAUGAUUUCUCCUUUAUUAAUGAGGUGGUCUAUAGUAGAGAUCCAACUCUUGUAUUUACUCUGACAGACCUCUGCACAGGCCAAUUCAUGGACCGAUGGCAGAUUAAUAAAUUAAAUGGCUGCUAUAAUUUGA
Messenger RNA from Electrophorus electricus (electric eel), 874 nucleotides. It is a transcript of the gene dynlrb2, whose product is annotated as dynein light chain roadblock-type 2. Gene Ontology annotation, cellular component: cytoplasmic dynein complex. NCBI's taxonomy places the organism in Eukaryota, Metazoa, Chordata, Actinopteri, Gymnotiformes, Gymnotidae. Gene Ontology annotation, biological process: microtubule-based movement. The record is from RefSeq and is a predicted model, not a curated record.